Messenger RNA from Acanthosepion pharaonis, 2439 nucleotides. The record is from the annotation of a GenBank genome assembly. NCBI's taxonomy places the organism in Eukaryota, Metazoa, Mollusca, Cephalopoda, Sepiida, Sepiidae.
AUGAAGAUCUUCGUGUGCCACUGUUCUAUUCUUGAAACUACUUCCUUAUUGGUUUCCCACAUUCGACCUUCACUUGAGACUUUUCAUCGAUUUCUUUGUUCUUCGUCUUUCUUAUUUUCGUCUCUCAUUUCUUUUAAUUAUUCUUUUUCGUUCCCCCCCAACACAAUUUUCUCUUUUUUUUCUAGUUCUAAGAAUCUUUCUUUCUUUCUUUCUUUCUUUCUUUCUUUCUUUUCCCGCCACGUCCUUACUCCGCAUGGCGUCCAUCUCAGAAUGGCGUCUGCCUGCUGCCUCUUGUUUACUAGCCCCAACAUAGCGUGUUACAAGGAAGUACAAGGAAAGGAAUAUGUUAGUUAUAAAAUCAAUCUAUCUCAUUCCAUAUUUUUGCUUCUUUCUGUUUCGCUUUAUUUUUUUCUUUCGUCAUCGCCGGCAUCUAUCUAUCUAUCUAUCUAUCUAUCUAUCUAUCUAUCUAUCUCAUUGUAUUCUUUUGUUUCUAUUUCGAUGCAUUGUUUGCUUGUUUGUUUAUUUGUUUGUCUGUUUCUAUCUAUCUAUCUAUCUAUCUAUCUAUCUAUCUAUCUAUCUAUCUAUCUAUCUUUUAAAGACAACAGUGGCUUUCAUUCCUUUCUUAUUCUCUUCUAUCUGUAUUUCUCCCUCCCUCUCUCCUCCUCUCUUUCCUUAUCUAUCUAUCUAUCUAUCUAUCUAUCUAUCUAUCUAUCUAUCUAUCUAUCUAUCUGUCCACGCUCAUUCAUAUCUAUCUAUCUAUCUAUCUAUCUAUCUAUCUAUCUAUCUAUCUAUCUAUCUAUCUAUCUAUCUAUCAUCUAUCUAUCUUAUUCAUAUCUAUCUAUCUAUCUAUCUAUCUAUCUAUCAGUCCACUAUCAUAUCUAUCAUCCAUCUAUCUAUCAUAUCUAUCUAUCUAUCUAUCUAUCUAUCUAUCUAUCUAUCUAUCUAUCUUAUUCUUAUCCAUUAUUCAUAUCUAUCUAUCUAUCUAUCUAUCUAUCUAUCUACGCUUAUUCAUAUCUAUCUAUCUAUCUAUCUAUCUAUCUAUCUAUCUAUCUAUCUAUCUAUCUAUCUAUCUAUCUAUCAGUCCAUCCAUCUAUCUAUUCUAUCUAUCUAUCUAUCUAUCUAUCUAUCUAUCUAUCUAUCUAUCUAUCUAUCUAUCAGUCCACGCUCAUUCAUAUCUAUCUAUCUAUCUAUCUCUAUCUAUCUAUCUAUCUAUCUAUCUAUCUAUCUAUCUAUCUACGCUUAUUCAUAUCUAUCUAUCUAUCUAUCUAUCUAUCUAUCUAUCUAUCUAUCUAUCUAUCUAUCUAUCUACGCUUAUUCAUAUCUAUCUAUCUAUCUAUCUAUCUAUCUAUCUAUCUAUCUAUCUCAUCCUUAAUGCCCCUACUCAUAUUUUUCUACUUUUAUUCAUUUAUUAAUUCAUUCAUUUGUUCAGUUAUUUAUUUAUUUAUUUAUUCCCGAACUUCUUCCUCCAUCAUUCUUUUUACCAUUCACCGUGUCUUUCAUCUUAUCGCUUCUUUCUUAUUCUCAAGAUUUCGUAACGAAGACACGACUUUUUUCUUUUGCCAUGUGCGCAUUUACCAUUUAUUUUAUUUUUGUUUCUUCUCUAUUCUCUUUUUUCUCUCCCUCUCUCUCUCUCUCUCUCUAUCUAUCUAUCUAUCUAUCUAUCUGUAUAUUUUAUAUAUCUAUCUAUCAAUCUAUCUAUCUGAAGUAUUUUCAUAUCUAUCUAUCUAUCUAUCUAUCUAUCUAUCUAUCUAUCUAUCUAUCUCAGUUUUUCCAUAUCUAUCUAUAGAAGUGUUUUCAUAUCUAUCUAUAACAGUCUUUUCAUAUCUAUCUAUCUAUCUAUCUAUCUAUCUAUCUAUCUAUCUAUCUUUCUAUCUAUCUAUCUAUCUAUCGUCUGUUUAUAUCUAUCUACUAUUAUAUAUACAAUUUCAAUACCACAUUUCCCUUCUUUCUUUCUUUCUUUCUUUCUUUCUUUCUUUCUUUCGUUCUUUCUUUCUUUCGUUCUUUCUUUCGUUUGUUCUUUGUUUCUUUCUCACUUUUUCUUUCUGUCUUUUUUGUUUGUUUGUUUGUUUUUUCUUUCUUUCUUUCUUUCUUUUUUUCUUUGUUUCUUUCGUUUGUUAUUUGUUUAUUUUUUAUUUUUUCUUUCUUCUUUCUUUCUUUCUUUCUUUCUUUCUUUUUUUCUUUGUUUCUUCCGUUUGUUAUUUGUUUCUUUUUUAUUUUUUCUUUCUUCUUUCUUUCUUUCUUUCUUUCUUUCUUUCUUUUUUCGUGCAUGUUCCAGGACGUUCAUCACCGAUCAUGAACCGGCCUCACUUUACCUUCCUAUUUAUCCUUUUCCGUUGCAAUUAUCCAAGCUUCUUCACCACUCCCUUUAUUCAAUACAAUUUUCACAUCGACAAUAACCAUGAAUUUACUUUUUCUUCCAAAAAUGGCUUUUGGCUGUAA